Messenger RNA from Candidula unifasciata, 726 nucleotides. NCBI's taxonomy places the organism in Eukaryota, Metazoa, Mollusca, Gastropoda, Stylommatophora, Geomitridae. The record is from the annotation of a GenBank genome assembly.
AUGUCUCACAUUCCAAGUGCCCGGUCAUCAAGCUGUGACUAUUUCCACCAUAUUACAAACAAAUGGUACAGAAUACGUGUAGAGAGACCUCCAGAAGCUGAACCGCCCGGAAACGCAAAGACAGGCCAAAUAUAUCUGUAUAAUAGAACAAGUCUGCUAUGGGAUUCGACUCCUAUUGAUUCAGUGCAUGCUAAACUUUUAUCAGUGGAAGCAGGAGAGAGGAUAUAUUAUCAUGGCUCCAAUGACUGUAAUAUUAAAAAUAUAAUAGAAAAUGGAAUUGAUCUGACUAGAUCAACUCGACCGGUAGAUUUCUCAUGCGGCGGAGGUUUCUAUGUUACCAGAUUCCCUACAAAAGCUGUGGAAUGGAGCAGGAGAGUAACCGGUUGGAAGGGAGGCAUGCCGGCUGUCAUUGCUUUUAAAAUUAGCCAAACCUUGUACGAGGAGGAACCCCACCUUAAGCUGAGUGGGGAAUCCACAACAAAUGUGAAAUUUUGGGAAUGUAUUGUGUCUCAUUUUCGCCACGCAGAAAGAUCAAGAGAUGUGCACAAUGCUCUGAAAGAUGUAAAGUUUAUCACUGGCUGGGUAGCUAAUAAUAAGUACCUUGGCGAUGAAGAGACACCAAGGCGCUAUCCUUUCACACAGUUGUGUGUUCGAGAUCAAGACUAUGCCCGUCGCUUUGGAAGUCUUGCGAAUAUUUCUUUUGUGUUGUUCCUUGUGGGAAAUUAG